CAACAGAAAAAGAUACACAUUCACUGUUUUUCAGCGGAAAUAACUCCUCCUCCCUAUAUCUAUUCAUUCUUUUCUUUCUCCGUUUUCCUUCUUCUUCAUUUUUCUCGCCUCCCAAUAAUCCUCCUCUCUUCAUCAUGUCCGAUCACUCCGCCGAUCUUCCUGCCGCUGCCGCCGCUCUUAGCGCUGAAGAUCGUGCUGGUCUCGUCAAUGCACUCAAAGAUAAGCUUCAGCUCUUGGCUGGGGAGCAUGUGGAUAUCCUGGAAACGCUGUCACCAAAAGUCAAGCAACGCGUUGAGGUUCUAAAAGUUUUGCAGAGCGAACAUGAUGAACUGGAGACUAAGUUUUUAGAGGAGCGAGCUCAGUUGGAAGCUAAAUACCAGAAGCUUUAUGAACCACUUUAUACUAAGAGGUUUGAGAUUGUCAAUGGUGUUAUUGAGGUUGAAGGAAUAACAGAUGAAACAGUCCUGGGAGAAGAAAACAAAGGAGCUGAAGAGAAAGGAGUGCCUAACUUUUGGUUAACUGCAUUGAAGACUCAUGAAAUACUGGCUGAAGAGAUUACUGAACGUGAUGAGGAGGCCCUCAAGUAUCUCAAAGAUAUCAAGUGGUGUAAAAUUAACAAUCCCAAGGGUUUUAAGUUGGACUUUUAUUUUGAUUCUAAUCCUUAUUUCCAAAAUGCUGUACUGACAAAGACAUAUCACAUGAUUGAAGAUGAUGACCCUAUAUUAGAGAAAUCAAUUGGAACGGUAAUUGAGUGGAAUCCAGGAAAAAGCUUGGUGCUAAAGGUUCUGAAGAAGAAACCAAAGAAAGGAUCAAAAAAUGACAAACCGAUCAUAAAAACUGAAAAAUGUGAAAGUUUUUUCAACAUUUUUAACCCUCCCCAGAUUCCUGAGGAUGAUGAUGAAAUUGAUGAUGAUAUUGUUGAAGAGCUUCAGAAUUUGAUGGAACAUGAUUAUGACAUUGGUUCUACAAUAAGAGACAAAAUUAUCCCUCAUGCUGUGUCUUGGUUCACGGGAGAGGCUGUUGAGAGUGAUUUUGACACAGAUGAAGAUGGUGAUGGUGAUGAAGAGGGUGAGGAUGAUGAUGAGGACGAUGAUGAGGACGAUGACGAUGAGGAGGAUGACGAUGACGAUGAUGAGGAGGAAGAAGAUGAAGGGAAGGGGAAAAGCAAGAGCAAGAAUCUUAACACUAGCACAGAGCACCCUCCUGAUUGCAAGCAGCAGUAGUGUUUGAUCGUGUGCAACAGUCCUGGAUAUAUUUCGUGUUAGUGGUACAAUUACUGUAGAGUUUGGGGUAUUUUAGUCAAAAGCUGUGAUUUUACAUUACUAUUAUCCGUCCUUUUCUUGCCUUUUUUUUUUGGGUUAAUCUUGGUCUCUGCUUAGGAUUCUUGGGUUUUGAUAUUUAUUUUACAUUACUAUUGUUGGUCCUUUUCUUGCCAUUUUUUUGGGUUAGUCUUUUGGUUUCUGCGUAGGAUUCUUGGGGUUCUUUGUGUGUUGUCCAUUGGUAUUUAUUUUAUAUAUCAUUUUUCUUGGGUUUUAAAAGUAAGUGAUGAGGAUCUGUGUCAUUGUCCAUAUUUACCUAUUACUAUAAGAAUCUGUACAGAUCUACUUCAAUUACUAUGAUUAUUCUAUUGAACUUAUCGAAAA
Vicia villosa (hairy vetch) is the source of this 1643-nucleotide messenger RNA. Its product is annotated as nucleosome assembly protein 1;4-like. Gene Ontology annotation, cellular component: chromatin; nucleus. The record is from RefSeq and is a predicted model, not a curated record. Gene Ontology annotation, molecular function: histone binding; chromatin binding. Gene Ontology annotation, biological process: nucleosome assembly; somatic cell DNA recombination. NCBI's taxonomy places the organism in Eukaryota, Viridiplantae, Streptophyta, Magnoliopsida, Fabales, Fabaceae. Bases 135 to 1223 code for a protein of 362 amino acids. The transcript is spliced from 11 exons.